Acanthopagrus latus (yellowfin seabream) is the source of this 2042-nucleotide messenger RNA. Its product is annotated as B2 bradykinin receptor-like. Gene Ontology annotation, cellular component: membrane. NCBI's taxonomy places the organism in Eukaryota, Metazoa, Chordata, Actinopteri, Spariformes, Sparidae. Bases 1 to 1029 code for a protein of 342 amino acids. Gene Ontology annotation, biological process: immune response; smooth muscle contraction; neutrophil chemotaxis. The record is from RefSeq and is a predicted model, not a curated record. The transcript has a single exon. Gene Ontology annotation, molecular function: bradykinin receptor activity.
AUGGAGAGUACUGAGAGACCUGAGCUUGUCUGCAACCACACCGAUGCAUGGGACUGGGUUUACACCAUGCAGCCUGCCUACAUGUCCAUCAUCUGUCUUCUUGGAGUGAUCGGAAACUCCUUUGUGCUUUGUGUGUUCUGUCUCCAGAAGCGGCGCAGCUCUGUGGCCGACAUCUACCUGAGCAACCUGGCAGCGGCCGAUCUCCUCAUGGUUUCCUGCCUGCCGUUCUGGGUCGCAACCAUCGUCAACAAAUUCCACUGGAGGUUUGGGGAGCCUAUGUGCCAGCUCAUCAACAUUGUCAUUGGGAUGAAUUACUAUUGCAGUGUGCUGUUCCUUACACUUGUGAGCAUGGACAGAUACCUGGCUCUCACUAGACCUCUAACCCAGGGGAGGGAGAGACGGGCCCUCUGGGCACGUGGGAUUUGCUCGGGUAUCUGGAUUGCUGGGGUCUUGCUCAGCUUCCCUGCCAUCCUCUUCCGCUCCGUCAAGUUCUUCCCUCAUCUGGGAAUUGACGCAUGCUACAUAGAGUAUCCCCAUGAAGGCUGGAGACUGCGCUACAACAUGACUGUCAAUAUAGUAGGCUUCCUUAUCCCUGUUCCUAUUGUAUCCUUUUGUAGUUACCACAUCACUAAAGUCAUUCAGCGCAGCCGGAAGCUGAGAAAAGGCAGCAGAGGCAGUGUGGAAAGAAAGGCUGCACAUCUUGUUCUUGUUGUUCUGGCUGUGUUCAUUCUCUGCUGGCUGCCCUACCAGAUUCUAGUCUUCUUGGACACCCUGGAUCAUUAUCAGGUUGUUUCUGGAUGUGCAUGGGCGUACAUGUUGGACAUUGGCAACCAGUUGGCUACUUACCUCGGCUAUAGUAACAGCUCAUUGAAUCCUUUCCUGUACGUGAUUGUGGGGAAGCACUUCAAGCAGAGGGCGAGGGAAGUGUUUAUAUUUGUGCUGUGCAGGAGGAAACGGCAAGUGGGGAAGUCCAGUCAUUCCAAUUCCAAUCUCACCUCAACUAAACAAACUGAUAGUACUAAAAUCUAAAUCUAUCCACACAUUUAGAGGAAAAGUUUAAACGUUCUGGGGAAAAAAAAUAAAAAAGAUAAUUGAGUACUGAGUCUUAUUCCCAGGCUGUCAAAUAUUGAUUUUUCAAGUUGGUAUUCCCUCGAAAUUCUGCUGCGGUCAUGUCAUUUUGGCUCUCCAGAGGGCCUUUCGCAUUUUUUUUUAUCAUUUGCAAUUCUCACCAGGUCCUGAACUAGUGUCUUAUACAUGGACUUUAAAUCAUACAAUGACUCAUCAACCUGUUGCCACUUCAAGGAAUAGUUCAACAUUUGGGGAAAUACACUCAUCCGUUGUCCUACCAGGAGUUAAAUAAGAAAAUGAUACAGUUCUCAUUUUUGAAAACUACAGCAAUCUGUCAGUUAGCUUAUCUUAGAAUAAAGUGGAGGAAACACCAAAGCCAACAAACUUCUUAUUUAGUGUUCAGACAUGAGAGUGGUAUAAAUCCUCUAACUCUCUGCAAGAAGUCGAAAAAUGUUUAGCUUUUGCAAGCAAUCUGUUAUGACGCAAAAUCAUUUGAUUUUUUUUUUUUUUUUUUUUUUCUUUUUGUUGGACUGAUAUUUCUGAGUAGUCCAUUUUGUCCAUCUCAUGUAAAAAACAUUCAACUUAAACAAAAAAAGUAAAAUAUUUCUUGUGAAAUUAAGCAGCUCCACAGUUUGGUUUGAGAUGAAUUAUCUCCAGAACUGCUAGUGCUAUAAUGUUUACCAUUAUAAUGUGUUGUGUUUGUGAAUCCUGAUUGUGAUACUAUCAAGCUGUUCCACUUCUGUAUCUUUUGCCAAUCAAAGCCAGGUUUGGUUUAAUAGAGCGUAAUAUGGUACUGUUUCCAGGUGUUGUCUCAGGCUGUUAUUUCUGUGUUUAUAACAGCUAUCAGGAAGCUGAGUUGUUAUUCUAAGACACUGGGAGUUUGUCCUCUUAAAAGAUGUGUUGCAACCAAAACCGGCUCUUAUUCCAACAGAUGUAACAUCAGAAAAAUAUAUGAGGAGAUCAAUCAUUGUGUA